Molecule: messenger RNA, 921 nt
Organism: Mustela erminea (ermine)
Lineage: Eukaryota; Metazoa; Chordata; Mammalia; Carnivora; Mustelidae
Product: olfactory receptor 2AK2-like
Exons: 1
Biological process (GO): G protein-coupled receptor signaling pathway
Cellular component (GO): membrane
Molecular function (GO): olfactory receptor activity; G protein-coupled receptor activity
Source: RefSeq, a predicted model, not a curated record
AUGAAGAUGGGAAAUCAAAGUGUAGAAAUAGAUUUUAUACUUUCUUGUCUUUUCCAAUAUGGUCAAAUGGACACUUUCCUCUUUGUUGCCAUUGUAACCCUCUUUUCAGUGACUCUGAUGGGGAAUAUCAUACUGGUCCUUCUCAUUCAAAUGAACAUCAGACUCCACACUCCAAUGUACUUCCUACUUGGUCAGCUCUACUUUAUCGACAUGAUGUACAUCUCCACCACCAUGCUCAAGAUGAUCACUGACUUCCUGACAAAGAGUAAGACCACUACAUUUUUAGGUUGUGAAAUUCAAGCAUUUGUAUUCUUGGCACUUGGUGGAACUGAAGCCCUUCUCCUUGGUUUCAUGUCCUAUGAUUGAUAUGUAACCAUCUGUCACCCUUUACACUAUCCUAUACUUACGAACAAGAAUAUCUGUUGGUUCAUGGUCACAUGUGCAUGGGGCAGUAGUUCUAUCAAUGCUUUAGUGCAUAUGCUGUAUGCUUUUCAACUUCCAUUUUGUAGGUCUCAAAUUGUUAACCACUUUUUCUGUGAAGUUCCAUCUCUGUUACCACUGGUGUGUCAGGAUACUUCCCAGUAUGAGCAUAUAAUCCUCCUGAGUGGGCUUAUUACUCUUCUGCUACCAUUCAUGGCCAUUCUAGCUUCCUGUGCCUGUGUACUUACUGUGGUGUUCCAGGUGAGCUCAGGUAAAGAACAGUCAAAAGUUAUCUCCACUUGUUCCUUUCACCUAAUUGUGGCAAACCUAUUUUAUAUGACUACCCUCUCCACCUAUUCAAGGCCACACUCCUUGGAUUAUCCAGAACAGGAUAAAGCAGUGGCAGUGUUUUAUACCAUCAUCACACCUCUUCUGAAUCCAUUCAUCUACAACCUGAGAAAUAAAGAGGUUACUGGUGCCCUGAAAAUACUGUUGGCAUAA